This is a messenger RNA of Neoarthrinium moseri, 1791 nucleotides long. RefSeq lists its product as uncharacterized. Gene Ontology annotation, biological process: mRNA splicing, via spliceosome. Bases 1 to 1791 code for a protein of 596 amino acids. The transcript has 2 exons. Gene Ontology annotation, cellular component: U2-type spliceosomal complex; nucleus; U2 snRNP. NCBI's taxonomy places the organism in Eukaryota, Fungi, Ascomycota, Sordariomycetes, Amphisphaeriales, Apiosporaceae. The record is from RefSeq and is a predicted model, not a curated record.
AUGGCGGCACCACAGAUGAGCAAGAAUCAGAGGCGGCGGGCGAAGAAGAAGGCAGAAAAGGCAGAGCAGAAGGCGAAGCCAGAGGAGCCGGCGCAGAACGGCGACAACUCAGAAGCCGACACGGGCGCCGACGCGUCUGAGAAGCUCGCCGAUGAGGGCGCGACCGAUGGCCUCGAGGUCAAGAAGGAUGCUUCCCUACCCGCAAAGGCCGAACCCGACGGCCCCGUCGAGAUCGACUUCGACAAUGACGACCCUGCCUUUGCUAUGUACAAGCACAUCUUCGCCAAGUUCGGCGCAUCAACCGAAGAGGAUGAUAUCGCAAAGGAGGCCAACGCCGGCAACCAGGGCGAGGUCUUCUUCGACGAUGACGAUGACAUUCCCGACGAGUCGGAGGAGACGGGCCCCCCAAAGCUCUCCAAGAAAAAGAAGAAGAUGCUGAACAAGCUCUCGGUCGCCGAGCUGAAGGCGCUGGUCAGAAAGCCCGAAGUCGUCGAAUGGCACGAUACCUCGUCUUCAGACCCGCGGUUACUGGUCCAGAUCAAGGCUCAGCGGAACGUGGUGCCCGUGCCGGCGCAUUGGAACCUGAAGCGCGAAUACCUUUCGUCGAAGCGAGGUAUCGAAAAGUCGGCCUUCAAGCUCCCUAAGUUCAUUGCGGACACGGGUAUCACCGAGAUGAGGGAUGCCGUCCUGGAGAAGCAAGCAGAACAAAGUCUCAAGCAGAAGCAGCGCGAGAGGGUCCAGGGCAAGCUGGGAAAGCUUGACAUCGACUACCAGAAGCUCUAUGAUGCUUUCUUCAGAUUCCAGGAGAAGCCUACACUUACACGGUUCGGUGAGGUUUACUACGAAGGCAAGGAGUACGAGACAGACCUGAGACAUUUGAGGCCUGGCGAGAUGAGUGAUACUCUCAAGGACUCGCUGAGUAUCCCCCCGGGAGCUCCUCCGCCAUGGCUCAUCCACCAACAACGAUUCGGACCUCCUCCCUCAUACCCUUCCCUCCGUAUACCCGGCCUUAACGCCCCUAUCCCACCGGGCGCGCAAUGGGGAUUCAACCCAGGUUGUUGGGGCAAGCCUCCCGUUGAUGAGUACAAUCGUCCUCUCUUCGGCGGUGAUAUCUUCGGAAUCAUGCAGCCUUCGCAGGCUGCGCCUGCUCCCGGAGAGCCUGUCGAACGCACACUGUGGGGCGAGCUUCAGCCACCAGAAGAGGAAUCAGAAGAAGAGGAGGACGAGGAUGAGGACGAAGAUGAAGACGAAGAAGAGGAUGGUGCAGGCUUGCAGACGCCGUCCGGCAUGGAGACACCCGGCGGUAUGGCGAGCAGUGUACCAACAGAAUAUGGCACGCAAACCGAGUCCAUCGCCGGCGAGAUGGAUCUUCGAAAGAGCCGCCGCGGCUACGAGACAGAGGAAAGCACACACCCUCGCUCGGCCUACACAGUUAUUCCAGAGCGCCAAGCACGGGCGGAAGGUUUCUUCGGCAGUGACCGGACUUAUGACCUCAGCAAGGCAGGCGGCCACGGCGACAUGCGCGUGCUGGGCCAGGAUGAUGACCGCGGCCAGAAGCGAAAGAAGCCGGGCGACGUUGAUGUUGCCCUGGACCCGGACGCCCUGAUGAGCGGCGACGGCAUCGAUAAGGAUGAGGUCCGGAGGAGGUACGAAGAGGGAAGACGCGAAGAAGGUCCCGGAGCUCAGUGGAGGCGGGAAGAAGGCCUCGACGAGAUGAUCGCGAAUGAGAGCCGGAAGAGGCUCAAGCGCGAUGAGGAGAAGCGAGACGAGCGGAAGAAGUACAAGUUCUAG